Molecule: messenger RNA, 4129 nt
Organism: Canis lupus familiaris (dog)
Lineage: Eukaryota; Metazoa; Chordata; Mammalia; Carnivora; Canidae
Gene: TMOD3
Product: tropomodulin 3
Exons: 10
Coding region: 244-1302 (352 amino acids)
Biological process (GO): pointed-end actin filament capping; myofibril assembly; muscle contraction
Cellular component (GO): striated muscle thin filament; myofibril
Molecular function (GO): tropomyosin binding
Source: RefSeq, a predicted model, not a curated record
AACCAGCAGCACCGACAGCGCGGUCGGGCUGGGGCGGUCGCGGGGGAGUGGGUCGGGCGACUCCCAAGGAGGCAGACGCAGGCGGACGGGCGGGUGCUGGGGACCGAGGGGCAGGCGGUCCUCGCGGGUCUGUGAAGAAGGUCGGCGGCCGCGGCGGGUGCCGUUCAGCUUUAAGAAAAAGUAGAAAUCACUCUUGCCUGUACUGAACAGCAAAAAAUUAAGUGACUUCCUGUACUGCAAAUCAUGGCACUACCAUUCCGGAAGGACCUAGAAAAGUACAAGGACCUCGAUGAAGAUGAGCUCCUCGGGAAUCUAUCAGAAACAGAGCUGAAACAACUGGAAACUGUUCUGGAUGAUCUUGACCCUGAGAAUGCCCUUCUGCCUGCAGGGUUCCGGCAGAAGAACCAGACGUCAAAGUCCGCCACAGGGCCAUUUGAUAGAGAACACCUCCUUUCAUACCUGGAGAAGGAGGCAUUGGAGCAUAAGGACAGGGAAGACUAUGUGCCCUACACUGGAGAAAAAAAAGGGAAAAUAUUUAUCCCGAAACAGAAACCUAUACAGACGUUCACAGAAGAAAAAGUAUGUCUUGAUCCAGAAUUAGAAGAAGCUUUGACAAGUGCUUCUGAUACAGAAUUGUGUGACCUUGCAGCUAUUCUUGGGAUGCACAACUUGAUAACAAAUGCACAGUUAUGUAAUAUAGUGGGCAGUAGCAAUGGUGUUGACCAAGAACAUUUUUCAAAUGUGGUAAAAGGUGAAAAGAUUCUUCCAGUAUUUGAUGAGCCACCAAAUCCAACCAAUGUUGAAGAGAGUUUAAAGAGAAUUAAAGAAAAUGAUGUUCGUCUUGUUGAAGUUAAUUUGAAUAAUAUAAAGAAUAUCCCAAUUCCAACCCUAAAAGAUUUUGCAAAAGCUUUGGAAACCAACACACAUGUGAAAUAUUUCAGUCUUGCGGCCACCCGGAGCAAUGAUCCUGUUGCUGUUGCUUUUGCAGAUAUGUUGAGAGUGAACAAAAAUUUGAAGAGCUUAAAUAUGGAGUCCAACUUUAUUACAGGAGUUGGGGUUCUAGCACUGAUUGAUGCUUUAAGAGAUAAUGAAACCCUGGCAGAGCUCAAGAUUGACAAUCAGAGGCAGCAGCUGGGGACAGCUGUAGAAUUGGAAAUGGCCAAGAUGCUUGAGGAAAAUACAAAUAUCCUUAAAUUUGGAUAUCAGUUUACACAGCAGGGACCUCGAACCAGGGCAGCUAAUGCUAUAACAAAAAACAAUGACUUAGUUCGCAAAAGACGAGUUGAAGGAGACCACCAGUAAGUCCACCAAGAUACAAUCUUUGGGAGACUUUUAAGAGGUCACCAAGAGCUCAUGUUGGUGGUGUCAGAUGUAACAUUUUCCUGGGUAGAAGGGAAAAGACUGGAAAUCUUUUUUUUUUUAAACUACAUGUAUCUUCUUUCUAGUUUGUUAUUAGUUUCAAAUUGUAAAAUCAAUAGUAGGUGGUAUUUUGUAUUUUAUAACAUUUCUUCUGCUAAAAUCAAUUUUAAUUUAGCUUAUUAAUUAAAUGGUUUGUGAUGAGUCAUGAGUUUAAAAAUACAAAUGUAGAAGUUUAGGAAAUCAUUUAUGUAGAAUAUGAACAUUUUAGGGACCAAUCUUUUUAAAAUCAAAAAGGGACAUUACUGAUAUGAGAAUUGCUAUUGUACCUGUUAGGUACAAGACAUUCAUCAAAGCUUUCUUUAUUCCAUCACGGGGAGCCCUUUCCAUGUUUUAGAAUACGUGAACUUGGCAAGAGUAUGCUUUUUGCCUCUAUCAAGAAAGCAAAAUGCCAGGAUUUUAAAACAGAGGACUCCAAAUCAGGUCAUCUGUUCAGGAGUAAAAGCACAUCUCUGGGAGAGAGAAAGGUGCCUUCUGCAUGUUCCAGGUCAUUGCACUUGUCUGGCGUAUGUGCGUCAGAAACACCUGGACUUGUUUAAACAAAGCCAUCAGCAUGGCCAGGUUACAUACGUCGUUUCAAAAUGUCUAAAUUCAUUGUAGUUUAUCUUAAUUGGGCAUUAUUAAAUUUUUGUGAAAGGUCAUAUAAAAAGCAUGUAAGUAGGCAAGCUAUUUUCUUCCCUGUAAAAGGCAUGUUGCCAACUCUUGGUAAUUUAAGAAAAAAAAGGCUAUUAAACAUGUGUAAUCAAAGAUAAUAAACGUGAUGGAAUUGGAGUCUGAGGCAUAUGCAAAAUGGUCAUCAAAACUGAUGAUUACUGUAAAUUAGAAACUGGCCUGGGUAUGAAUUACUGUUGCACAGUAUUGUGAGAAUUCGUGCAUGUGCUGCAGAAUUGCAAAGACAGUAGUGACUCAGGGCUCACUACAAAUUGUCUGACCAGUAAGGAAAACUGUCCUUCAUAAGCCUAAUUUUUAUUAUGUUUCCUUUCAUCUUAUCUUUUUUGGUCCACAUGGUGUAAAAGUAAUCUCUCCUGAGAAAAGUUUCUUCCUACUACUCCUGCUCACAGUAUUCAAAUGAACACUUGAACAGUGUCGCAUGGUGAAGGCUGCCUCCAGUGCAGGCGGAGUGACGGGAUUUGAACCUGGAUUCACCCCCUGGCUCAGGGCAGCUCCUGGAGCAGAAGGGCGCAGAGCUAUCACAGCUACAGGAAACAGGCAGGAAGAAUUCAGGCCUGGCUAUAUCAUUUUCAGGGAGUAAAGGGAAGAACCCCAUUUAAGAGGAGGGGGAUAGGUCUAUGGAUUCUUUAGGCAAGGAUUUUUUAAAUUGAAUUACAAAAUGUUACUCCUUUGGCUUGGGCUGGACAGUUUACUUAAUGAGCUAGGUAGGCAGUGUCUUCUGUGCUCUGGUUAUAGGCCGCCUCAGCAGGCCAAAGCUUCCCUUAUAAGAACCGAAUGUCUUUGUUGUGUUAAAUCAGUAUCCAGUGUUUCCAAGGGGCCAAAGACAGACUUUGCACUAUUACUUUUCAGUUAGAGACAACUGAUAUAUAUUUUCUCCAAGUUAGCAAGUGUUUUUGUGUGUGUGUCUCUUCAUAUACAACUUUGGAAAUGUUCUUGAUUUUAGAGACUGUACACUUGCAGCAGGGUGGAGAGUCAGUGUGGAGAGAGUCUAAGGCUACCCGUUAUACUUCCAGCAAGGCUUCCUUGCUUGCACUGUCCUGUAAGUCAAUGAAUUGAGAAGUAUGUUACCCCUUCUACUGUGAGUUUUUUUUUUUAAAAUAUACAUAGAUGGGGCCCUACACAGUCUAUGUAUGUACUUGAGGCUAGGAUCUUUUUCAUUUGUUACUUACCACAGUAGGAAGAAGUGUUUUGCUUCUACCAUUCUAGUCCUGAGCUAUGACAGUUCAUUUUAUAGCUGAAGAAACAUUUCUUCAUAAAUAUCUUUAAAAAGAUGAACAUUGAUCCAAUUGAGGACAGAAAGUCAAGAAUUGUAAUUACAAGGGAGAAAACUGAUGUUUACUUUGAUCUUUAAAAUUCUGGCACCUAACCUUUCAGUAACUUCCAGUGUUCUUGUAUAGCUUUAAAAUGUUGUAAUAGAUUAGGGUUCUGAAAUAGUCUUGAUUUUUUUAAAACCAAAGAUUUUCUAAGACCUUAAAACAUUCUGUACACUAACCAGUUUAAACUUAUCUAGUUAUCUCAUCAAAGGAUAUUCUUUGCAUUUUUAAAUUGCCUUUUUAAAGAAUCUUUUAAUUUCCCCAUUUUGUAAAAUUUUACAUUCCUAUUUGUCUGAAGUUCUAAUUUUGCAAGUAUGUCUACAUGAAAUUGUAUGUAUUGAAAAAAGCAAUAUUAAUAACUAAUACUGAUAUUGUUAAAAAGGAUUUUGGUGCUAUAAACUUGUAGCUUAAAUCUAGUAGAAGUCUUAAGUAUAGGCAAAAUACAUUUCCAAAGGGUGCCUGUCAUUUAAAAGACCAAAUAAACAUUUUGUGUUUUAAAAAAAAACUAGCAGAUUGUUAGUAAUUUCAAGGAGAAAUUAUCUUGGUCAUUAAGUUGCAAAUUCCUAUUUAAAUGAAGUAACCCACAUACUCCCUUUGUGCAAUAGGUGCACUCUGGAAAAGUUACAUGUAAAUAGAACUUUGUAAAUUGUUUUUCCAUUGACAGUAUCUGAUGUAUUUUCACUUAAAAAGGGGAUUCCAUGAUAAAAUAAAAAUUUUAAAAGAAAAAA